Vicia villosa (hairy vetch) is the source of this 1188-nucleotide messenger RNA. RefSeq lists its product as uncharacterized. The record is from RefSeq and is a predicted model, not a curated record. Bases 1 to 1188 code for a protein of 395 amino acids. The transcript has a single exon. NCBI's taxonomy places the organism in Eukaryota, Viridiplantae, Streptophyta, Magnoliopsida, Fabales, Fabaceae.
AUGGCUAUGCUACUCAUCUCUCUUGUUGUUAGUGAUCAUCAUACAAAUUAUCAAAUUAAUAGAAAAGUAUCUAUUAUUCCAAAUCCAUCUCAAUCGCCACAUUUACAUUCUCCUAUUACAGAAAUAAAUAGAAAAGUUCCAAGCGGUCCAAAUCCAGAACAAUCACCAGAAUCACCUCCCACCAUGCAAACGUCUUACAACUCUGUUAGAGAAAUAAAAAGAAAAGUUCCAAGCGGUCCAAAUCCAGAACAAUCACCGGAAUCACCUCCCACCAUGCAAACGUCUUACAACUCUGUUAGAGAAAUAAAAAGAAAAGUUCCUAGCGGCCCAAAUCCAAAACAAUCACCGGAAUCACCUCCCACCAUGCAAACAUCUUACAACUUUGUUCGAGAAAUAAAAAGAAAAGUUCCCAGCGGUCCAAAUCCAGAACAAUCACCGGAAUCACCUCCCACCAUGCAAACGUCUUACAACUUUGUUCAAGAAAUAAAAAGAAAAGUUCCCAGCGGUCCAAAUCCAGAACAAUCACCGGAUUCACCUCCCACCAUGCAAACGUCUUACAACUUUGUUCGAGAAAUUAAAAGAAAAGUUCCCAGCGGUCCAAAUCCAGAACAAUCACCGGAUUCACCUCCCACCAUGCAAACGUCUUACAACUUUGUUCGAGAAAUAAAAAGAAAAGUUCCCAGCGGUCCAAAUCCAGAACAAUCACCGGAAUCACCUCCCACCAUGAAAAUGUCUUACAACUCUGUUAGAGAAAUAAAAAGAAAAGUUCCAAGCGGUCCAAAUCCAGAACAAUCACCGAAAUCACCUCCCACCAUGCAAACGCCUUACAACUUUGUUCGAGAAAUAAAAAGAAAAGUUCCUAGCGGUCCAAAUCCAGAACAAUCACCGGAUUCACCUCCCACCAUGCAAAUGUCUUACAACUUUGUUCGAGAAAUAAAAAGAAAAGUUCCCAGCGGUCCAAAUCCAGAACAAUCACCGGAUUCACCUCCCACCAUGCAGACGUCUUACAACUUUGUUCGAGAAAUAAAAAGAAAAGUUCCCAGCGGUCCAAAUCCAGAACAAUCACCGGAAUCACCUUCCACCAUGCAGACGUCUUACAACUUUGUUCGAGAAAUAAAAAGAAAAGUUCCCAGCGGCCCUAAUGAUGCUCAAUCCCCUCACUCAAAUUCCACUGUGAAAAGGUCCUAA